AUGCCGCCCCCGUCCCCAGAAUCAGGAUCUACCAAUGACCCGGCAAGAUCUCAACGCAUCAACGCCCUCAAGACAACAAUCGAAACCCUCCUCACAUACGACCCCGAAGCCUUGAAACAAUACUAUCCCGACGAAAGCUUUUUGCAGAACCGCGAUCGCUUCGAGGUGUGGUACAGGAGAGAACAUGUACAAUUAUCUCAAAUUCAAGGCAAGCUCAAGGCAUCUCUUGGAAAGUACGCAGAUAUUUUUGGAUAUUUGACAAUCGAGGAGCGAGUUUUCGCCGGUAGGCAUUAUGCUGUAAACGAAUGGGAUGCACAAACCGCCAGCAGGGAAUUUGAGCUGUACAUUAAAGACAAAGAUGGGAAGUUGGUGGAGAAGGCUGUGUGGUCGCAUAGUGUUGAAACACCACGCGUGGAAAACGAAGUGAAGGAGUCGUUUGGUGAGCAAAAGCAUUAUUGUGCUUGA
Messenger RNA from Glarea lozoyensis ATCC 20868, 465 nucleotides. RefSeq lists its product as uncharacterized. Bases 1 to 465 code for a protein of 154 amino acids. NCBI's taxonomy places the organism in Eukaryota, Fungi, Ascomycota, Leotiomycetes, Helotiales, Helotiaceae. The record is from RefSeq and is a predicted model, not a curated record. The transcript has a single exon.